AUGGACAACUUAUCCUUUUACACAACAUUAACUCUUUCAGGACUAAAUGAUUCAAGGAUUAAUAAAUAUAUUUACUUUGGCUUCACUUUUUUGGGGUAUAUUUCCAUCAUUUUUGUUAAUUUGACACUGAUUGUGACCAUCCUUCUGGAGAAAUCCCUCCAUGAACCCAUGUAUAUCUUUGUUUGUAACUUGUGUUUUAAUGGACUGUAUGGAACUGCUGGUUUGUAUCCUAAACUCCUGGCUGACUUUCUCUCUGACUCUCAUGUUAUCUCAUACAGUGGAUGCUUGUUUCAAAUCUUUGUGAUCUACUCUUCUGUUCUGUGUGAAUUUACUAAUUUAACAGUGAUGGCUUAUGACAGAUAUGUAGCAAUAUGUAGACCUUUACAGUACAAUUCGAUUAUGACAUCUCUUCUAAUUGGUAAAUUAAUUCUUUUUACAUGGAUUUGUCCUUCUUUUUCUAUGAUUAUCACAAUUAUAUUGACUGUUAGGCUCCCUUUAUGUGGAUUGUAUGUUGAAAAACUAUACUGUGAACACUGGUCAAUUGUGAAACUGUCUUGCAUACCAACCACUUAUAAUCUUGUGUAUGGAUAUAUUAUUAUUGCUUUGUUUUUGAUCCCUGUGUUUUAUGUCUUCUAUUCCUACAUCCGGAUAAUUGCUGUCUGCAGAACAUCUCAAACAGACCAGGUUAAAUUUAUGAACACCUGUUUGCCACACUUAUUAACCUUUACCAACUUCCUCAUAGCCAUGCUCUUUGAUGGACUGUACAGUAGAUACGGUUCAAAAGCCAUGUCCCAGGCUCUUCGCAAUGUAAUGUCACUGGAAUUCCUAAUCAUCCCUCCUCUUUUCAAUCCCAUCAUAUAUGGUUUAAAAUUACACCAGAUCAGGAGAAGACUCUUUAGAAUAUUUCACUGA
Molecule: messenger RNA, 912 nt
Organism: Lepisosteus oculatus (spotted gar)
Lineage: Eukaryota; Metazoa; Chordata; Actinopteri; Semionotiformes; Lepisosteidae
Product: olfactory receptor 52E8-like
Biological process (GO): detection of chemical stimulus involved in sensory perception of smell; G protein-coupled receptor signaling pathway
Cellular component (GO): membrane
Molecular function (GO): G protein-coupled receptor activity; odorant binding; olfactory receptor activity
Source: RefSeq, a predicted model, not a curated record